This is a messenger RNA of Phytophthora nicotianae INRA-310, 1095 nucleotides long. RefSeq lists its product as hypothetical. Bases 82 to 1074 code for a protein of 330 amino acids. The transcript has a single exon. Lineage: Eukaryota; Oomycota; Peronosporomycetes; Peronosporales; Peronosporaceae. The record is from RefSeq and is a predicted model, not a curated record.
GGUUGGCUAAGCGGGAGGCAACUCAAAUGGCAUACAAAUUUCAAGUGUAACAAAUGACAAAAUGGGGUCAGCCGCUUCAACAUGUCUCCGAGCAGCGCGGUGAUGGCAAAACGAAAUGGCAGAGAAGCAAAUUCCCAAGUGAAGCAGUUACCUUUUGCAAGAGCAUCAACACGAAAUUGCAAUGAAAUGGACACCUUUAUCAUCUUACGGUGCAUGUACAUGUAUCCAGCGCCGGUGAGGUGUCGAUGGGCGAUGACACCAUUGGAUUUGUCUUCUAGAACUCGCCGCCGAAGACAAUCGAAGCGAGAUCGUCGGCCGAUUGCGGAUACCUUGAACUCCAAUCUGCAUAUGCAAACCAGGUUGGACGGCGGCAGACCAGGUGCCAUCGCCGAGUUGUGCGAGUGUGUUGGCCAGUGGUUUCGCUGCUCAACGGCACACGCAGGAGGUGGACGAGGCAAUGCCAUGAAUCCUCCAGCGCGCGUCCAUUUGGACCGCGGCCGCGCUUCCCGCCGAGAAAACGACUUCGGCGGUAGACAGUCUCCAUUUUUUUGGGCGCUAAUGGUCAGAGGUGGCAUGCGAGAAGCUGGCCUCAUUGCCGCCAUUAUGGAGCCAGUGUUUCUUCCAUUGCAAGUCAUAAGUCUUGGUCCGCCGCUAGGUGGUGGACCUGGGACCGCAAACACGCUGCGCUCUAUUUUUCACGAUAAAUUCGAAGAUGCGUCGAAGCUGGCGCCUUGUCUGCUGCGGGCUUCUCCGGCUCACUUUCCCUCCAGCUCCUGUCUGCUGGUGCUGAAUGCAAACCGAUCGAGGCUCGACCGAAGCGCUGCUACAGCUACUGCUGGCUGGACGGUGGUCUGCGCUGAUGACGAAUUGAUGGAAGCCUCCUUUACUACAUGUGCCUCCGCUCCAGCGGAAUGUCACUGCAUUUUGCCAACACGUGCCCACCAAAUUGGUGACCCAAGUUUACCAAUUUGGAGCAACCCGAAGCUGAUCCGCAAAAUCGAAUUACCGAAUAAUGGUACUUUUGUCUGUCAACAUUUGGCAACAGGUUUUUCAAAAGAGGUGCACGUUGCGUGAGAGGAAGCAGGAAACCGCAAC